This is a messenger RNA of Hippopotamus amphibius kiboko, 2542 nucleotides long. RefSeq names its product tsukushi, small leucine rich proteoglycan (gene TSKU). Gene Ontology annotation, molecular function: protein binding. The transcript has 4 exons. Lineage: Eukaryota; Metazoa; Chordata; Mammalia; Artiodactyla; Hippopotamidae. The record is from RefSeq and is a predicted model, not a curated record. Gene Ontology annotation, cellular component: extracellular matrix. Bases 236 to 1309 code for a protein of 357 amino acids.
CAGAGGGCCCGCGGCCGGGCCGCCUGGGUGAGCGUGCCGAGGCGGCUGCGGCGCAGGCUUCCAGGUCAGGGUUUGGAAAGUAUGUGGAUUAUCCUGGGACAGAGAUCCUCUCUGGCCUUUCGUGGUGAAUAUCUGUCUGCCUUUCCCUUUCUCCCGAGGAUCCAGCAGCCCUGCUGAGAAAUAGCCUAGUGUGGCUUCCCAGGGAAGAACUUUCCAGGAGGACAGUGCCCCCACCAUGCCGUGGCCCCUGCUGCCACCCCUGCUGCUCUUCCUGACCGCAAAUGGGGCCCAGGCCACCUGGCCCUGCUUCCCGGGAUGCCAGUGUGAGGUGGAGACCUUCGGCCUCUUCGACAGCUUCAGCCUGACACGGGUGGAUUGCAGCGGCCUGGGCCCCCACAUCGUGCCCGUGCCCAUCCCUCUGGAUACAGCCCACCUGGACCUGUCUUCCAACCGGCUGGAGACGGUGAAUGAGUCCGUGCUGGCGGGCCCGGGCUACACCACGCUGGCCGGCCUGGAUCUCAGCCACAACCUGCUCACCAGCCUCUCACCCACAGCCUUCUCCCGCCUUCGCUACCUGGAGUCGCUCGACCUCAGCCACAACGGCCUGGCUGCCCUGCCUGCCGAGAGCUUCACCAGCUCGCCCCUGAGCGAUGUGAACCUGAGCCACAACCGUCUCCGCGAGGUCUCCGUGUCCACCUUCGCCACCCACAGCCAGGGCAGGGCGCUGCACGUGGACCUCUCCCACAACCUUCUCCACCGCCUUGUGCCCCACACUUCGCGGGCCAGCCUGCCCGCGCCCACCAUUCAGAGCCUGAACCUGGCCUGGAACCGGCUCCGCGCCGUGCCCGACCUCCGGGACUUGCCCCUGCGCUACCUGAGCCUGGACGGGAACCCGCUGGCAGCCAUCGGCCCAGGGGUCUUCGAGGGGCUGGCGGGCCUUACACACCUGUCGCUGGGCAGUCUGCAGGGUCUCCCCCAGCUGGCACCCUAUGGCUUCAGUGAGCUGCAGGGCCUGCAGGUCCUGGACUUGUCGAGCAACCCCAAGCUCAGGUGGGCAGGACCCGAAGUGUUCUCGGGCCUGGGCUCCCUGCAGGAGCUGGACCUGUCAGGCACGGGCCUGGUACCCCUGCCCGAGAAGCUGCUCCUCCACCUCCCAGCGCUGCAGAGCAUCAGCGUGGGCCAGGGCGUGCAGUGUCGGCGCCUGGUGCGCGAGGGCACCUACCCACGGCAGCCUGGGUCCACCCCCAAGGUGGCUCUGCACUGCGUAGAUACCCAGGAAUUAGCUGCCAGGGGCUCUGAUACCUUGUGACGAAUGGUGUGGCCUGGGGCCACGUAACAGACUGCGCCCUGGGCUUCCUCAGGUCCUGGGUAAUUUAUAUUUUAAUGUGCCAAUGCCAGCAGGGACUCCGCAGGCCUGUGAGGCAGCAUCAUUGAAAGAGAGGCUUUGGACCUGGGACCUACAUGCAGCAAAGUUUUGCCCCUUUGUCUGUGUUGCUCCCCAGACCAUAAGCCAAGGGUUUUCGAUGCCAAACCAGACAGCAGUCCCCUGCUGUCCUUCCCCACUUGUCCCCAAAGUGCCUUCCCUGAGGCCUGGACCGACCUGACCCAUGCCAGGAAGAGGGCGGGAGGGAGGUAGUGCUGCGGGGCAGAGGUCAGGUCCAGCCACUCGGGCAUGGUUUCUUUUAUGACAUAGCCCUCCUUUUGCUCUGAGCAUGUGAGGCCCACGUCAUCCUUUGUUCUUCCUCUGGAACUCUGGAUAGAACUUUAGUUACAGAAAGGACUGGAGAAAAAAGUCAAGUCCACCUCCUCAUGUGACAGAGGGGGAAACUGAGGUCUAGAGAAGAAGAAAUGCUAUUCUGAGGUCCUACAGUGCCAGAAGCAUUAAUGGACCUAAUGUCCUGCCUCCCAGCAGGGCCCCUUUGCACUUUUCUCUCUUCUCUAAAUCAUGCCCUCCCUCUUCCCUUUCUGGGCUCCCCCUUGCUUCCAAGACUCACAUCCUGCCAUUUUGCCCUUUCCCUGUCAUCCCCAGGAGGACAGGACAGGGCCUCCAGGGUGGCACUCUGGGCCCAGUAUCCAGCUGUGGCACAGCCUAAGUCAUUUUACCUCGGAGCCUCUGGAAGCUUCAGGGAUGCCAGUCCCAGCCUUGCCAGUUUCCCACGCUGGGAUGAGGUCCCCCAGCAUCAAGAAUGGCAAUGCACCCUAGAGUUACUGCCUCCAGAUGGUCCCGCAGGAGGAGAUGCAGUCCUGGAGCCCCACCAGGCCCUGAGCUCCUAGGGGCCUCCUGGAUUCAGCCCCUACUGGCACUAUGCCCAACAGCCCAGCUCAUCCUACUGAGAAUGCAGCGAAGGAGGCAGGGUCGCCCCCACCCAUGUUUAUGCUUCCCCACCAGGGUGGCAUCUCAGCUCCCCAGCCCUGGGCUUUUUCCUUAGUAUUGGUUUUAUCAAAGUUGUUGCCUUUUUAAUGGACUGUCACUUUCAACCCCCCCCCCCCCCCCCAGGUCCCUGCUGGCAGGGGAUGGAAACAUCAUUUGUAAAGGAAGAAA